AUGCUGGGUAUUCCCGUACUUUUGGCAAUCAUUCUGGUGCUGGUAACUUCUUCAUUCCUUCUAAUCCUUCAAAGAAAUACUGGGAGACUGAUUCCAAAUGCAAAAACUGCGAACAAGAAUAGGGAACCAACGUUUGUCAUAGCAGGCCCUUCAUACAGUGGUAAGACAUGUCUGUACAAUUUGUUGACCAUGGAUAAACUGAGAAAUACUGUGAUGUCUCAAGAGCCAAGUGUUACGCACAGUUUCAAAUUACCGGGAAGUCCUGCGGUUAGAUUAAUGGAGUUCCCAGGCCACUUGAAGCUUCGCGGUAAGUUGCUAACCGAAUUGAAGAAUUCCACCAAUAUCAAAGGUUUGAUUUACGUGAUAGAUUCUACUGUCGACCCCAAGGAAUUGACUAAGACUGCUGAGUUUUUAUUCCAGAUUAUACAGCUGACUGAGCGUGAGAAGAAUGGUGUCGACAUCUUACUCGCCUGCAAUAAGUCCGAUUCUUUUGCCGCUAGGCAACCAUUAAAGAUCAAGAGUGUCUUGGAAACAGAGAUUGAGAAGAUCAUUCAAAGGAAACGUAAUUCCCUAGAUACAGUAUCUGGCUCACUGAACCGUACCAACGAAGGUGAAGAUAAGGAAGAAUCCGAAUGGGACAACAUGGAGUUAUUCGAGUCAGCUAACGGCUUCAGGUUCGAAGUUUUGGAAGGAAACGUAGAUGCCUUUGAAGGUAGUGUCUCAAAGAGAAAUAUCGGCAAAUGGGAUUGCUGGAUCCGUGAGAGAGCUGUUAAUUAG
Molecule: messenger RNA, 777 nt
Organism: Torulaspora delbrueckii
Lineage: Eukaryota; Fungi; Ascomycota; Saccharomycetes; Saccharomycetales; Saccharomycetaceae
Gene: SRP102
Product: Signal recognition particle receptor subunit beta
Exons: 1
Coding region: 1-777 (258 amino acids)
Source: RefSeq, a predicted model, not a curated record